AUGGCAUCAUACCCCUAUUCCCCUCUGCCGCCCAACACGAUCCGGCUGUUGACAAUCCACCCGGGAUCCCCUCACGACCCGGUCUCGUGUGGUCUAGACCACGCUGAUGUUCGCCAGCCUCCCAAAUACGAGGCUCUCAGCUACUGUUGGGGCGACCCCAAGGACACGACCCCGAUCACCUGCGAUGGCAUUCCCUUCAACGUCACCAAAAGCCUGCAUUCUGCUCUCGUCCGGCUGCGGCUGCCAAUUCAGCCACGCAUCGUCUGGGCAGACGCGAUAUGCAUCAACCAGGGCGACACAGCCGAGCGCGGCGCCCAGGUGCUGUUGAUGCAGGACAUCUACCGACGAGCCAGCAUAGUGGACGUCUGGCUAGGCGGUCCCAUUGAGGUAGAUGGCAAGGACCUGUGGGCAAUCCCGCAUCUCCUCGAGGCGGCGCAGAAGAACCUCAAGCGCACCCAGCUGCCCAUCAGGCACGGGACCAGAGACUGGGUGAGAUUCGUGCUGAGCAAUGACUGGACGACGAACGGAGACUUGGAAGAUAAGAGGUGGAAUGCCAUCAUCAAGAGCCUAAUUUUAAUGCUUCAGCGUCCGUGGUUUCUGCGGACGUGGAUCAUCCAGGAGGUUGCGCUGGCGACUCACGCCGUGGUUCUUUGUGGCCAGCACUCGGCGUCGUGGGACGACUUUUAUCGCGCAGUGAGCUAUGCCAUAGAUUUGGAUUACUUUUCAAACACGGCGCCUGAGAUGUACAGCUCGCUGAGAAGCAUUGAGAAAGCCCGGACGGAUAUGGUACAUGGCCAGAUGUUGCGCCCUCUGGACAUGUUCACCAGCUUCCGCAUCUUUCUCGCCACGGACCCGCGAGACAAGGUGUUUGGGAUGUACAGCUUGUUCAGCGAGUCGGAUCUGGCGAGGGUGAGCCUGCAGCCCAACUAUGACAUGAAUGUCGUCGAGGUGUUCACCAGGGCGGCCCUUGACUGCAUUCUUUCUGAGGGCUGCCUCGAUGUUCUUAGCUUCGCGGGUUGCGGCCAGGAAGAAUCUCCAUUACCUUCAUGGGUCCCCGAUUGGACGUACCGCGAGCGGUCUCAACCACUGCUGCCUCGUUUCAUCCUGGGUGGCUUGUUUAAUCAUCAAGGCUGCCCUGCUUCUUGGACAUCGGCCAGCGGUAACAGUUUUCCUGUCGUCGACGUUUCCGAGGAUCUCAAGAUUCUCUCCCUUUCGGGAUGCAUCUUUGACCGAAUCGUUGAGACUGGUGGGGUUCUUGAGAAAGGAUAUUAUGAACACCAGCCAGGCCAUGCCAACCUCGAGAUCGCUUCGCUGAUGAAAGAAGGCUCAGACGUGCUGAUUAAAUGGGAGGAAAUGUGUGGGAUACCGGACGGAAGACCAUACUUCACAGGGGAAACACCUAAGGAAGUGUAUUGGAGAACUCUCUAUGCUGGUUGUUACCCACACGGAACCGAGCAGCUGACAAGAGAAGCAUGGGGAAAAUGGUACAAGCCUCUCCAAGAUGCCGCCGAGCUGACCAGAUAUUCAGAUGAUGGCUGGACGAAGAUAGAGGAGAGCCAGUCGGGAACGCUGUACAAGAUCGCGGCAGGUGCUCACUGGGUGGGCAAGCUAACGUAUAAAGCUGUGAAGAUGUCAUUCACUAUGAGCAAGGAGAGAGAGCAGUCAAGGAUGUCAGGGGUGAACCGCACAGUCAUCCGCACGGAGAGUGGAUAUAUUGGAUUGGCUAUGGGCCAUGUGGAGGAGCAUGACCAUAUUGCCUUGUUGAAAGGAGGCAAGGUGCCAGUGGUGAUUCGUCCAGGAAAUGAUAGGACUUGGACUUUGGUUUCGGAUGCGUAUCUACAUGGGAUCAUGAAUGGCGAGUUGAGCAACAGCUUGGAAUAUGAGAUGUUGAGGUUCUCUUGA
This is a messenger RNA of Clonostachys rhizophaga, 1902 nucleotides long. Lineage: Eukaryota; Fungi; Ascomycota; Sordariomycetes; Hypocreales; Bionectriaceae. The record is from the annotation of a GenBank genome assembly.